UUGUAAAAAGUAUCGGAGCUUGUCUGGGAGCUUUCGUCUCAUUGUUUUGGUUAAUUGCUCCGUCUAAACUUAGAUAUUUGUCCUUGUAAUAUACAGAGAAAUAAUGUUUUACGUAUCGAGCCCCAUUCAUGUGUUCCUUUCGAGAUUCAUUGGAAAGACACUCUGCAAGUAACAGUUGGUACACGAAAGCAUUUGCUGUUGGUCUUCAAACAGUUGAGUUUUACCAAAAAAAUCAACCAAAAUGUACUGACAGAAAAACAGCUUGUUUGACAUAAACCAAUGAUAGUUACCGUCUGGGCUAGCUAUCUUCUACUGCAAGACCCACCUCCACUUUUUGUGUAUGCCGCCCGUGCCUUCAACUCUGGACUUGUGUGCCUCGCCCGAGGGAUCUAUCACAUGGGGAGCUCCUGCUUUAGCAAGGACCGCAGUCGACAGCCACCUUGCCGCCAUCACCAGAACCACCAUGGUAACCACCGCCAACGCCACCAUCACCAACAGCAGCAUGGCCAGCAUGGGCAGCCACACCCACCACCCAGGGGACAUCACGUGACUGUCAUGCACCAGUCCGCACAGCAAAGCCUGGAGAGACAACUACGCAAUGUCAGGCAUCCAAACCUGUUCUUGACGCGACUGUCGUCCAGUGACAAUGAUGAUGAUGAUGAUGACAACACCAACACCGACAUUCUCGUCCUGGAUACCUUGUCAAUUAUCAGGCGGCUUGUAGACAAUGACCCUGAGCCACCUUCUUCAAUGCUUAGGCUUCAUGAUAUUGCCGAGAGUGAAAGUGGCUGGCUGAGGGUGGUCCUGUCCAUGAUUCGUGUUAUCCCAAUGGAAGAUGGCUUGGGACCAGCUGUCAUAACGUUACUUAUAGAUGAGUGCCCUCUACCAACUGUGGAAACAAUACACAGGCUGUAUGGAGCUCUAGGAAUCCCCAAAGGUCUUCCACAGGAGGCUCUUGCCUGUGCAGCCAAGCAUCGGAACAUUGCUACAGUCCUGGGAUGUCUAGCCGAGAAGUUGGCCGGGCCCAAAAGUAUCACCAUGCUCACUGGCGACGUGCUGCAGUAUCUCCUGUCAAGCUUGAACUUGAAGUUCAGCCCCCAGGUGGUUCUUUUUUCCCUCAUAGCCUUGGAGAAAUUUUCACAAACAUCUGAAAACAAGAUAACGAUUUCUAACAGUGGGAUUCGGGAGCACUUGCUUCCAUUGGAGAAGUACGCCAACAGUGAGGACCUGAUGCUCAGACAGGUGGGCUUCUGUGCCCAGUGGUGUCUGGACAACCUGUUCCUGGUGGAAGGCAGACCAUACACUCACGAGUUAGUGUCCCUCAAGGAUUGCCACGCCAUGCUGAAUGACAGGGAUGUCAGUGAAUAUCUCAAGAUAACACCCACCGGGCUUGAGGCGCGGAGCGACGCUUCGUCCUUUGAGAGCGUGCGUUGUACGUUCUGCGUGGAUGCCGGGGUCUGGUACUACGAGGUCCGGAUCAUUACCGACGGUGUGAUGCAGAUUGGCUGGGCUACCAAGAACAGCAAAUUCCUGAAUCAGGAAGGGUACGGUAUCGGGGACGACGAGUUCUCUUUCUCCUACGACGGAUGCCGACAGCUGCUGUGGUACAAGGCCAAGAGUAGACCCCAUCGACAUCCCAUGUGGAAAGCAGGGGACAUUGUUGGAUUCUUAUUAGACUUGGAGCGUCAGGAGAUGUUGAUCUCACUGAAUGGAAACUUCUUACCUCCAGAAAGGGACGUCUUUACGUCAGCCCAAUCUGGGUUUUUUGCCGCUGCGAGCUUCAUGUCAUUCCAGCAGUGCGAGUUCAACUUUGGGAUGAAGGCCUUCUUUUACCCGCCCCAAGUGCCGUUCAAAACGUUCAAUGAAUACGCAACCUUAGCCCCAGACGACAAGGUCAUCCUUCCCAAACACAAGAAGAUGGCUUUACUACGGCAUAUGAGUGUCAGUGAAAACGCCUGUAAUCUCUGCUUUGACCGAGAAGCCAACGUCAUCCUGAAGCCAUGUAAUCACAGCGGUGUGUGUAUGGAAUGUGCAAUUCAGCUGGAGCAGUGUCACCUUUGUCGGGGAUCGAUCAGUGUCCGUGCCUUCCUCCAAGACGGUGAGCUCCAGUCGUGACAAAGCGUCAACAAGUUGACCAUCAUCCUUGCUGAUGGGUCGCAGUUUCUCUCUCCCAAGUGACUGUGUAACUAGCUUGUGUCGUCUCAGUUCUGUGGCAUUCGAUGGAAUAUUUUCUAAGCUUAAAAUUUCUGUGCAGGAGAAAAGAAAAGGAGUUUUUCUUUUUGGUAAUCGACCAAAGUUUGACUUUUGCUCUUGAAGUGCCCCCACAUGAAAUCAAUGAGUUCCAUCCCAUUAACUUCCCAAAACAAGCAUAGCCCCCAACUGUAUAGGUUGCAAUUAGACUGUAUCCAUUCUAACUUGAAGCACCCCUUCACCAGUGAAGUAGAGACAAGUUGGUGGGAAAAAUUUUAACCUGGCACGCACCUGAAGACCCAUUAACAGACAUUUGUCAGACUUGGUCAGUGCCUCUUGUGCCGAACUCGCAUAAACCUGUCCAUGCACUUGGUGUUUUCCAUCCAAGGAGACAUUUGUUUCCAUGAUGAAAACAUGCCAUGUCAUACUCCUGCACAGAGCAAAUAGAGGUCUUUCUACAUCAUGGCUGGGGCGCAAUUUAGAGCUUAGGCUUUAUUUGUAUACCUCACAGCUUAACCCUCUCCAGGUUUUCUUCGGACGGUCCCGCUUAGCUAAACAGAAUCUAACAGCUGAAGUUGGAAGCUGUUAAAUCCAACAGAGCUAAUCCAUCAGCUAAAAUCCAGCAGAAUCCAUCGCCAGAUCCAUCAGAAUAUCCUUGGUCAAAAUCCAUCAAAAUUCUGUAGCUAAUCUGUUAGAAUCCACUGACAAAUAUCCAUCAGAAUCCAUUAGCCAAAUCCAUCAGAAUCCAUCUCCACUCCCAACAGAAUCCAUCAACAAAAAAAUCUUACAUUACAGCUCUAUAGAAAGUGGUUACUGUUUAACACUGUAGGAUUAUAAGUUGCCUUUAGACUGGUGAAACCCAGAACUGUCUUCUGUAAUCACCUACUAAGCAAAGAAGGGAAAUCCUCAAACCAAUUUGAAAAGAAUAUUGAGUGUCCAGAAGGAUGUGUAGCGGAAGUUGUGUAUAUUUGGAUUUUUGUCCUAAUUAAGGAACGUAUGCAUCAAGUUAAAAAACAAUCUAUUUUUUUUCUGUAUUCAAGUUCUGAAUGAGACAAAGGCAAUUUUCUUGUGUUGAAUAAUUCAGGAAGUAACCAUUUAUUCCCCCUUUCGUGCAUCAUAACAGCAGGAGUAGAGUGCCUUAUAGAAUAACUGGGAAUUGUAGUUUCAGUGAAACCAACUAUAAUCUAGAAAUAUUCUACUCAGAGUUCAGCAAAAUCUGGUUUAGUUUGUUGUAAAAAAGUUUGUAAUGUUGAUAUUGAUGUUCAUUAUUCCUACUGUAAACUGCACAUGCAGACACUCUCUCCAAAACAUGCUCUCUCAUUUAUCCGAAACUACGGAGCUUAAGCAGGAGGGUGACUAUUCCAUUGAGGAUUGGGGUCUGGAUAAGUGAUGACAGUGUCAUAGUUGAAAUUUACAACUUUAUUUCCCACAUAUUGCCCAGCAGCAUGUAAAUCUAGUUUACUAUCCUUGGAGAACAACUUGAGCUCCAUGUCUACCAUGCUGGGCCACUCACAUGCCCUAUAGUCAUGGGGUUGAUGAAAGGUUGUGUACAUUCUGUUGAAAAUGAAGUCAGGCGCACCAGAUCCCACACGCAGUGCGGCCUCCGCUGGCUACUGCGAGUGGGCCACAGAGCGUUAUAUCCACAGUUACCCGCACAGACAACCAUAUCUCACAUUGUGCUACACUCAGUUCAAGAUUGUAAACCGGGUGAUAGGUUUCCCCAAGUUUCUCUGCAUGGUGUCCAGUAGGCCAGUUCAGCUGACAAGUUUCAACUCAAAGGUCGAUCAAUGUCUUGGUUCCAAUAUUCAUAUUUCAGGUAGUGAUUAAGAUCUACUUUGUGUGGCAUUUUGAAAACAGGAGGAAAACUUUGUGUCAUAAAAGGGGAAAAGUGCAGGAAUGCUUUUGUCAGAGAUGCCCCUUUUCAUCACCGCAGUGUGCAAUAGUUACUUGGCACCAAGGUGUGCCUGUGUGAUUAAGGGUGAAGGGAAAGCGACAGUUGGCCUGAAUCACAAAGAACAAAACCGGAUGCCCAAUUGAAGUUAAAAAAGGGAUAUAGCCAGUUUCCCGUAACAGAAGUCGACCUAAAAAGUCAAAGAAAAAAAUUCCAGUCGUCAUAUCUUUCCGUCCCCAAAGCUUCAGUCAACUACCUUUGGACUCAAAAUGCAAAAAUCUGGUUUUUUAGCGUUCCACGAAGCCUGGUUUUUGUUUGAAAAUUUUCCCCAAGAAACUGUUUUUUUUUCUUUCCCUUUUCAUUGUCUGAGUUAUUUGGUAAUAUGUAUAGUUUGAGUCACCUAGUCUCAUCCCCGGUACCUGACAUUAAUAAGGGUUGGGUUCUUCAUUCUGAUGUACACCCCUAGCCCUAAGGCAUGGUUUUUUUUUUGUCUGUGGCAUUGACAGUAGAGUGUGCGGGGACUGUAGGUUCCUGAUUUAAGGUGCACGCACAGCGUUGGGGGGGGGAUAGCACAUGUAAACCAGUUUCUUUACAUCGGUUCUUGUUCUCCAUAAACCCAUGCAUAAUUUCCUUUAUUCCUCAUCUGGGCCCCGACUACUAAAUGCAUCCUGAAGUAUAAAUGUGCUGUUGGUGCUGCUUGUGAUAAACGUGACACCAUGGUCCGAGGACACUUGACAUAAGAGCACUGGUAUGACAAGACGCUGUUAUAAAGAGCAGGUCCCCAAUCUUUUAAGUUCUUUUUUCUUUGGUUUUACAGUCAUUUUAGAACAAGGUUCUGGCCAUAGAUGAAUCAGGUGACCAUGGUAAUACUAUCCCUGGCUAUUUGCAAUCACUGUGGCCCCCACCAAUGGUAGACAGCACUGCGGUAACUAUUGUAUGAAGCCACUGUGCUGUGUUAGUUGCUCUGCCCAAGACUCGACACCAUUGAAGGGGGCCAUUUAGAAACAUGCACUGAAACAGUAUCUAUAACAGAGUAAAGUGGCUGGUCCCAUCAACCUUCUUGUAAAGAGAGUUGACUGGUUUAAGAUUGUGAUUGGGAAUAAACAUGUCGAAAAUGCCCAAGCAUUUGUAAACCAGUGGGCAUUGGGACUUUCGCGCAAACCAUGCAUCCAAAGUUGCCAAUGGCCUACUCAUGCAAUCAAUCCAGAUUUGGUAUUUAGAUGUAAUUCCUAUGGUUCAGUGUGGUGUGCUUGGGACUUGGAAAAGGACUCAUCCACCGUAUGGCUGGUAUGUAUGACCUAUUCUCAACUGAAUGUACACAAAACUGGGAAGGGGGGAUUUCACAUUAUUUGUAAUCUGCAUUUUGAUUUUGAUAGAUCAUUAAGGCUACAAAUAGAAACAAUCUGCAAGUCAAACUUUGUAUCGCUUUAUUGUAUCAUAAUAAAAAUUAAUAGAAUGGUUAUUCCAAAACCAACAUGUAAAUUACAUUUCAGAAGAUAAAAAAGUUUGUAUUUAAGAUGAAAGACUUGUAUAUUUUACGAAGCUUUAUUAUAAUUUAACUACUUUGUUCAAUUUAAAAAAUAUCACAAGUAACAUUCUUUUUCUUUGGUAAUAUACAGGUUUAACUAAUGGUAAGAUUCAGCUGUAUUUUAUGCCCUGUUUUCUCUGUAAAUACUGUUAGUACUGUGUGCUCUUUCAAAAUAUCAAUUAACCGAUAGAAGUAGAUUCCCAAUCAUUGGAUAAACACCGCCGAAAUGACAUUUUAUUUCACAAAGAUAACAUUUUAGUUUUGGGUUUCAAAAGCCUCAACUACCCUGACUGGAUCUCAUUCAUGAACUCUUCUAAUGUUAAGUUCAUGCAUUGCCCUAUUGUCAAUGUUUAGUUUCCCACUCACGGGGUGAUCAAGUUAUUCUGACCCAGUCUGAAAUGAAGAGAACAGUUAACCAAAUUUUUUUUAUAAUCAAAUCAGUUGCACAGUAAAUGUGCAGUUAACAAAUGCCUUACAAAGUGUCUGGACCUCACAGAAGUACAUUUAAGGACACAGUCAGUCGUCGAUGGAAGUGCUAUUUUUUUAAAAGGCAACAAGUUUUGUUAGCAUACAUGUUCCAGCAGCUUUUCGGCAAGUACAUUUCAGUUUGAUGAAAAAAAAGAAGAAAAAAUGAAGAAACUAGCUGUGAAAUAGCAGAAAUUGCCCUACGGCUUACAAACUUCCAGCGAUACUUGCAUCAUGAAGCAAAGGUAGAAAAGUGAACAACAUGGCUACAAACAAUGCGAACAACUGCACUAUCCUUACACUCAGGAAGCAGCUUUGGUUUGGCAAGAGUAAACAUUUCCACACUUAACUACGGCAAGAAUUACCAUUAACUAUUAUGGAGCGAAAAAGAGAUUCAACUUCAGUGCAUGACCAGCUGAGACAUCUUUGAAAGCAACAUUGCAGUAGCCUAUUGAACUAAGCUGUUUUGUUUUUGUGUUACCUCACAUUGAUCAGAAAUUGUGCUGUUGCAUAUAAGCUGUAAAAUGUAUGGUCACAAUAGGCCUACCUACUGAUGAGGUCAUGAUUUGUUUAUACAUGUACGUAUCCUUUUCAAUAGAGCCGUCCAUUCCAUUGUCCCCUCUGGGUCCCAGAGGAAGGCACAUGUAAACAUCGUGUGACCCCAUCAGCAUGUGCCUGUUGAACCACAGUAACAUGUAUCUCUUCUCAAAUACAUGUAGAUUGUUUUCGCAAGUCAUUAUGUGGCCUGUCACCCUGUUUAUCACAAGUUUGUCAGAAACCUCCAAGAUUUUAAAUUGGGUUUUGCUGUUAUUUCUGUUGUCCAUGUUUUUGUGCAGUCAGUGAAGGAGAAAAUUAAAAAAUGUUAAUUUGGA
This is a messenger RNA of Acanthaster planci (crown-of-thorns starfish), 6946 nucleotides long. It is a transcript of the gene rspry1, whose product is annotated as ring finger and SPRY domain containing 1. NCBI's taxonomy places the organism in Eukaryota, Metazoa, Echinodermata, Asteroidea, Valvatida, Acanthasteridae. The record is from RefSeq and is a predicted model, not a curated record. Gene Ontology annotation, cellular component: cytoplasm. Gene Ontology annotation, molecular function: protein binding; ubiquitin-protein transferase activity.